GCGACCGAGCAUUCGUUGGUGCCGCGCGUUUAGAGCAACAAUAACAAUAAUAAUUCUUUACUUUCGUCCUGCCCCGGAACAGCCUCGCAGUUUUCGGUACUUGAAAAGAAUUGUUUUAGGUACUCGAAACAAACGAGAAGCGUGAAUUUGGCCGAUGGGCCUAACGACCGAACGCGUCCUCUCCCAGGUGCGGCCCGAGGAACCCCUGCGGCAGACGAUGGCGGCCACGCCCCUCUUGGUGGAGGCUCACACGCGCACCUACUUCUUCGAGGACAAGAGCUACGUGGUGGCCGGGGGCCUGGGCGGCUUCGGCCUGGAGCUGGCCGACUGGAUGGUGGCCCGGGGCUGCCGCAGGCUGCUGCUCACGGCCCGCUCGGGCGUCCGCACGGGCUACCAGCGCCUCUGUCUGCACCGCUGGCGGCUGGCCGGCGCCAAGGUGGCCGUGAGCCGAGCGGACGUGGCCACCGAGGAGGGCGCCAGGGCGCUGCUGCGGGAGGCAGCCGUCCUCGGCCCCGUGGGCGGCAUCUUCAACCUCGCCCUGGUGCUGAGGGACGCCCUGCUGGAGAACCAGACGGCGGAGGCGUUCGAGGCGGUGUGCCGCCCCAAGGUGGCCGGCACCCUGCACCUGGAUGCGGCGUCCCGGGAGCUGUGUCCCCAGCUGGACCACUUCGUAGCCUUUUCGUCGGUGUCGUGCGGUCGGGGCAACAGGGGCCAGACCAACUACGGCUACGCCAACUCGGUCAUGGAGCGCGUCUGCGAGAAAAGGGUGGCCGACGGACUGCCCGGCCUGGCCAUCCAGUGGGGCGCCAUCGGCGACGUGGGCGUCCUGCGGGAGACGAUGGGUGCGGACGUGGGGGUGGGCGGCACGGUGCCCCAGCACAUUGGCUCGUGCCUGAAGGUGCUGGACCGCUUCCUGCGUCAGGGCCACCCUGUAGUCUCGAGCCUCAUCAAGGCCGACUUCUCCGGGGCCACGACCAAGGACAAGCACGACCUCGUCCAGUCCGUGGCACACAUCUUCGGUGUAAAGGACCCCUUGAGCCUGAACCCUUCCCUGACCCUGGGGGAGCUGGGAAUGGACUCCCUGAUGGGCGUCGAGGUGAUGCAGACCAUCGAGAGGGACUACGGCCUCAGCCUGUCCAUGCAGGAGAUUCGGGAGCUCAGCAUCGGUCGACUCAAGGAGAUCGGCGGAGGGGCCGUGGCCGGAGGAUCCGUCGCGCCCCGGGGUGCACGCGGGCCUUCCUCUCUUUCGCGGCAGGCGGAGGCGUUUAGGGCGGCGAGACGGCCCGCUCGGCGGAAGCGGAGGGACGUCCGAUUAGAGGGGCACUCCGGAAAUUUUAACGCGGAAUGUGUUUAAAGGCUGCGAUCACUGAAGAAAGUGCGACGGAACGCCACAGAAACCGUUGCGAAACGUGUUACACAUACCUCGAAGGACGAUCUUUACGGACUAACAUAUUGUGAAGGGUUGGGACCAAAAGAACAAUAAAUAAACAGGAAGGAAUAAACGUUUAAUCAAGCGAACUUAUGCCCGAAACAAAAUAGAAACUGAAGAUAACAACGGAGGGUACCGGGUGUCAAAGUCGGCGUAGCAGCAAGAUCGACCACUGGCGAAAAACUGACUGCGGCUCGCAAAUCGCAGCCCCUUAAGUACACGCGAAAGCUUCAGGAACAAUCAGCGUAGAAGGUUCUGUGCGUAGAACAUUCGUACCUCGAAUAAAGAACAAUGUUCUCAAA
Molecule: messenger RNA, 1731 nt
Organism: Ixodes scapularis (black-legged tick)
Lineage: Eukaryota; Metazoa; Arthropoda; Arachnida; Ixodida; Ixodidae
Product: fatty acid synthase-like
Exons: 4
Coding region: 155-1354 (399 amino acids)
Biological process (GO): fatty acid biosynthetic process
Molecular function (GO): phosphopantetheine binding; fatty acid synthase activity
Source: RefSeq, a predicted model, not a curated record